AGGAUCACGAGGACUGCGACAAGGAUCAGAUCAAGUGCGAGUACUGCGGAAAACUAUACAAAAGCCGCCACAUCUUGUACAUGCACGUGCGCAACAAACAUCAGGCGCCCCGAUACGUAUGCGACAUCUGCGCCAAACCGUUCUUCAUGCGGUCGGAGUUCAACAAACAUAAGAUGCAGCACGAAAACCCAGACAAGCUGAAAAUGCAAUGCCAGCACUGUCUGAAAUGGUUGAAGAACCGCGAGUACUGGCGGGCGCACAUCCGGCUGCACGUGGUCGGUGAGGUAAAAUGCGAAAUAUGCGGCCGAGUCACCCCGAACCGGGUGGCCUAUCGGGCGCACAAGAAGAAUGCCCACGGGGCGCGAAAUCACAAGUGCGAAUGGUGCGGCAAGAGUUUCAACAAGGCGAUCACCCUGAGGGAACACGUGGCUUCCAAGCACACCGGAGCUACGCUGUAUUCGUGCAGUUUUUGUCCGAAGACUUUUAACUCGAAUGCCAACAUGCACUCCCACCAGAAAAAGAUGCACCCCGUGGAGUGGCUGGAGGCGAAGAAUAACAAGGCGAUGGCGGCCGGGCCAGAAGGGCCCAAAGAGGUGGAAACUGACGAGGAAUCGCCCAAUACUUAAGGCGUAGAUAAAGAACACAACAGAGUAAGACGAGGGCUUUUAUGGUCUAGUGCAGUGUUUAGAGGAUCAAGCGGCGAUCUUUGUAGUUGCUUGCUAACGCCAUCUGGUAUCCAGUUUUCCACCGACGACGGUGGAAUUAAAAGAUGAUGCGAAUGUUUUCGUGUUCAAGAAAUGUUACAAACGAGAUGUCUGUUUAGAUUUAGAGAGUUUUAGUGAUGUGUGACUAAAAUGUGAACGCUUCACAAUAAAGUGAAAAUUUCCUUUAAAAAAAA
Messenger RNA from Armigeres subalbatus, 898 nucleotides. RefSeq names its product transcription factor grauzone-like. Gene Ontology annotation, cellular component: nucleus. The record is from RefSeq and is a predicted model, not a curated record. The coding region runs from base 81 to 626 and encodes 181 amino acids. Gene Ontology annotation, molecular function: sequence-specific DNA binding; DNA-binding transcription factor activity, RNA polymerase II-specific. NCBI's taxonomy places the organism in Eukaryota, Metazoa, Arthropoda, Insecta, Diptera, Culicidae. Gene Ontology annotation, biological process: regulation of transcription by RNA polymerase II. The transcript has 3 exons.